This is a messenger RNA of Salmo salar (Atlantic salmon), 1963 nucleotides long. Lineage: Eukaryota; Metazoa; Chordata; Actinopteri; Salmoniformes; Salmonidae. The record is from RefSeq and is a predicted model, not a curated record.
GCAAAAUAUGUAUUUCUGACAUCAAAGUCAUCAAUCUGGACAAAUAUAUUUCACUGUCUUAAUUCAUUUGCACAUUAGAAGAGUUAAAAAGACCAGGGGAAAAGAGAGGGCGCAUUUUGGAGAGUCGUUUUUGGGGGCAUUUUAACAAAUUAAACAUGGUAGUGUGGCUCGCCCUAUAAGCCUCCAGCCCUACUGCCUGUGCUUACCAAUCAAUUGGUACAUUGAAACAGUGCAAGGCUACGUUACUAUAGCGAGGAGACCUGAAGGCUCGCUUUAUCUCCGCAUAUUGGGACCUCUCCACAAUGUCAUAUCCACAAUUCGGAUAUCCCUACUCGUCUGCACCACAAUUCCUCGUGACAACCAACUCUUUGACAACUUGCUGCGAGUCAAGCGGCAGAAGCAGCGCUGACUCCAGGGUGACCGCCUCCGCCCAGACGCCGGUCUACUGCCCAGUGUACGAGAGCCGGUUGUUGGCCACCGCCAGGCACGAGCUGAGCUCCGCAGCUGCUCUGGGGAUGUAUGGGAACCCGUACACCGGGAGUCAAGGCUAUGGAAAUUACGUUACUUAUGGAACCGACGCGUCCGCUUUCUACUCGCUGGGGACAUUCGAUACCAAAGAUGCAACAGUGCCCGCGCAUGCAGGGAUAACCCAGGCUACAGCUUACUACCCCAUUGACCCCACUCUGGGACAUUAUCAAUACGACAGAUAUGGCUGUAUGGACGGAGGGACCAGGAGGAAGAACGCCACCCGGGAGACAACCAGCACCCUGAAGGCCUGGCUACAGGAGCACAGGAAGAACCCUUACCCCACUAAGGGAGAGAAGAUCAUGUUGGCCAUCAUUACUAAGAUGACCCUGACGCAGGUGUCCACCUGGUUCGCCAACGCCAGGAGGAGGUUGAAGAAGGAAAACAAGAUGACGUGGCCUCCGAGGAACAAGGGUUCUGAUGAGAAGAGAUAUGAUGAGGAUGACGAGGAGAACAUCAACAGUGAGAACAACGAUGAUGAGAAAGAUAAAGAUCUCGCGCUGAGUGACCUGGACGACUUCGACCUGAUAGAAUCCGAGAGCUCGGAGUGCGAGCUCAAACACCGGUACCUCAUGAACACUCACAUGACGACAACUGACUGUUCGGACGAGCAUCUGAAGGACACAUCUUUAAAGAUCAGCAUACCCGUGUCCCUGGGCGGGGAGCAGCAGCUCAGUAAAACCUCACCAGACGGCUGCGACAGCCGGCAGGGGAAAGCUUGUUACCAACAACAGAUACUGGACGGCAAACCACGGAUAUGGUCGUUGGCCCAGACGGCCACGUCUCUGAACCAGGCGGAGUACCCGUCCUGUAUGUUGAGAUGUCAGCCUCAGCCGGGCCUGCCCGCCUCUCCGGCCGUCUCCUCCCCUAUCACGGUUCUAGACAGACGGCAGGACUCUCCCGUUACAACUCUCAGAAACUGGGUGGAUGGGGUUUUCCACGACCCGUUGUUCAGACACAGUACUUUGAACCAGGCCCUUACCAACACCACGGUCUCAUGGACCACGACCACCAAGGGUUCGAUACUAGAGACGGACGCUCUGGAACGUUCUGUUGGGAGCGUCAAAGGACUUCCGUCUCUACAGCACCAAGACUCCACGAAGGACAAUAUGAAUUUCCCUAAACCUGUCAACAAACACUUCUGCUCUUAACACACCAAACCUGCUAUAGUUUAUUAUUCUGUGGGGGUUACUUUUUUUGUUGUUGCAAGGAUAUAUUUACGUAAUUAUAUUGGCAUUUCACUGGUGAAACUUCCAAACAGGAUUCGUUUGAGCGUAUUGCUAUUUCGUUAAAAAAGCACGUAGGCCUGCCUACAAUCUACUGUAUCUAAAUGUAUAACUGACAGUUAACAUUAUAAAUAUGUUUUUUUUUUUACGUUAUUAUUUUUCUUAUAGCAUGCAGAUGUUAAUAAUUUCUAUUAAACAUUCUUUAAAAAGCA